This is a messenger RNA of Prorocentrum cordatum, 273 nucleotides long. The record is from the annotation of a GenBank genome assembly. NCBI's taxonomy places the organism in Eukaryota, Dinophyceae, Prorocentrales, Prorocentraceae.
GUGGCGUUGGAGGCCUACGUGGAACUCCGCAACCAGUCGGGCCCCGAGUUGACCGCCCUGGCUGCGGCGGCGUGGGAUUUCGUCAAGGCCCUCAUGCCUUUCGUCUUCUUAAUAUUUGCGCAUCAGGAUUAUCAGAUAGCAGGCUCGGUGGAGCCUUACUUGACGCACUUUUUCCGCGAGGUCAAGGGCUUCGUGGCCGGCAGCGACGCGGAGGCCCAGCUGGGCGGCGCCGGCGGAGAGGGCCAGGCCACGCGGUCGGGCUCGACGAGAUGA